UACCAAUCAAUUCCGAGUUGCAUAUUAUGACAAGAAAUGUGCUGGAGAAUGUUUGGUAAAAUCCAAUCGGGUGAUUCCUAAAUCAAUGUAAAAACACAGAAAAGCAAACCAUUACAUAUAUCAUAGUUACUCAAUUUAUUUAAUUGAAAGCAACAAAAAUAUUUCUUUAAAAUUUUCAGUGAAAGUUAAAAAACACAUAGGCAUUCCCCUCCCAAUCAAAAGUUAGGUAAAUCAAGAGCGACGAGAAUCCGAAUGCUCGUUGCAAAGGGGUAGGACCAUCAUCUGGAUCAUCUGGAGGAAUGCCGGUUUUGGAUGACAACAUUAUUGAUGAGUGUGAGGAUGCGCGAGAAGGACGCUUGCCGCGUUGGUGGUUCGGUGGUUUCUCCUCCGUCUGCGUGGCCUUCGCGGUAGCUCCAAUAGACAUUGUGAAGACUCAUAUGCAGAUUCAAAAAAAAAAACGGUCCAUUUAUGCAACGGCUCUCAACAUCCACAAGUUGAGGGGGUUCUUGGGAUUCUACGAUGGCUUUUCGGCUGCUAUUCUGAGACAAAUUACUUCCACCAACAUCCGCUUCAUUGUCUAUGAAGCUGGAAAAAAGAUGCAUCUAGUCGAUGAAAAUGCAUAUCUUGGCAAGAUUAUCCUGGGAUGCGCGGCUGGUUUAUGUGGAUCCGUCUGCGGAGUACCCACCGACCUGAUUAAUGUCCGGAUGCAGACCGAUAUGAAGGACGAGCCGAACAAGCGACGCAACUAUAAGCACGUCUUUGAUGGCUUCGUUCGAAUACCCAGGGAGGAAGGUUGGAUGACACUCUACAAGGGUGGAUCAGUAGCUGUUUUAAAAGCAUCUCUGGGAACUUGCAGUCAAAUUGCAUUAUACGACAUAAUUAAAACAGAAGUGCGAAAGAAUACCUCUGUGAAUGACGGUGUGCCCCUGCAUUUUCUGACUUCCCUGGCAACGUCGAUCAUUUCGUCUACGAUCACUCAUCCCCUGGACGUGGUGAAGACCCUAAUGAUGAACUCCAGACCCGGCGAGUUCAGCACAACCUUCCACGCGGCCAUUUACAUGAUGCGAUUCGGGGUCACGGGACCCUACCGUGGAUUAGUUCCUGCGGUAGUGCGGAAAGCACCAGCCACUACUUUGCUAUUUGUUUUGUACGAACAGUUGAGGCUUCACUUCGGAAUUUGCUCCCUGGGAGGGGAUAAGAUUAACGGGUGAAAUUAUUAUAUUAUAUAUAAUUGUAUAAUAUAGUUUGAAACUAAGUAGGACUUUGCUUAAGCGAAAGGUACUGUGCAUCCGGAUAGUACAAAAUAUACCUCAUGAUAUGUUU
Molecule: messenger RNA, 1323 nt
Organism: Drosophila rhopaloa
Lineage: Eukaryota; Metazoa; Arthropoda; Insecta; Diptera; Drosophilidae
Gene: Dic4
Product: mitochondrial dicarboxylate carrier
Exons: 4
Coding region: 300-1211 (303 amino acids)
Biological process (GO): phosphate ion transmembrane transport; thiosulfate transport
Molecular function (GO): thiosulfate transmembrane transporter activity; sulfate transmembrane transporter activity; antiporter activity
Source: RefSeq, a predicted model, not a curated record